Molecule: messenger RNA, 1688 nt
Organism: Mycena citricolor
Lineage: Eukaryota; Fungi; Basidiomycota; Agaricomycetes; Agaricales; Mycenaceae
Source: the annotation of a GenBank genome assembly
AGCCGCUCCUGCCUCUUACCUCCUGUGCUUGUAAACCAAUUCGGAUGUCCUAGCGUCUUGGACGUUCCUAAGCUCAUACUUGUCUAUAUAUGCCAGUUAAAUGCACUCAGCUUAGUAAACUCCCCAAGACCGCGCGCAUUGCCUCCGUUGAUUUCCACGCCAAAACCCCUGGUCAUUUUGCCUUAUACAUCCCAGCUCCUCGUCACAAGCGCCUGGACCCGAACCAUCCGGCCUUCAAUGACACAGCAAAACCGAGUGUGAUAUGGGCGCCUUCUCCGACUAAAGCGUUCGGAUUGGGUGUGUUGCACAAAGGACUACUUCUCGAUUCCCAACACCUUUUCGGGAAGAACGUCGCUUUAGACGUCCCAUAUGACCGAACUACGACUCGAAUUGGUGGGAAGGAACCCGUCCCUAUUGAACCAGGCGGAAGGCUUUCUAUGUCUCUCCAGAUGCAGUCUUUGAGCAUAUUCCGGGUCCACGAGAGGGUCAAGACCUAUAGACGCUUUAAGACAGCGAUAGGGCUCAUAGUAACCCGUGGGGCUGACGGGAAAAUGGUGGACGGAAAAUGGAAUCUUGUGUUCAAUGACAAGGAGGUCAGUGAAGAUUGGAUUCUGGCUGGUUCGUUCCUCCGUGCGAUCUGCGACCUGCGAGCUUACACCGAUAUCUUAGAUUGGACCUAUUAUCUGCGCCCUACCUUGGAGAUCUACCGCAUGCCCUAUCCCGAGCUCAUCAGUCUCUUACGGCCCAUGCUUCGGAUGCUCCAGAUCCGUGCGACCGCUAUGGAGCAAAAGUGGAUGCAAAGCAAGGCCCCGAGUCGUGUAAAGAGGAACGACUUCAUGCCCAAAUCUGCCACCUCCCAAUCGUCCUCCACGCCUCAAACGCGACAAACACCGUACACGCGGCAGGAAUCGUUACACGCACUGAAAUCAUUGGGUUCCAAUCAAGAACGUCCGAUGUUCGAUCGCCGACAAACAAUGUCUGUUCGCACGGAACAGUUGCAGGGGAAAGCGAUCGUAGGAACCCGAACACAGUUUGUAUCUGAUGCUCGGCCCUCCCAGCCUAAAGCCACAGAACCCUCGCGAGAUCAUGCCGAGGCUCUAUUUCCGUCGCUGAAAAGAUUCCGUCUGGCGUCGAAAGCAGUCGUCACUCAGCACAUUCCAGAUAUCGACAAGGCUGACGUUCCACCGCCUCCCUCUCAAACCUUCGAGGGCGACCUUCCGGAGCAGCCAGACUUCAAUCCUUUUGCAAGCUUUUCCGCCUCAACCGCUAAUAAAGCGUCUCCGAGUCUCGUCGAAGCGGUUUCAGUAGCGCGUACCAAAGAGCCAGAGUCCAGCGAUGUACCACUGCACAGUGUCCAAAGCAGAGCCAGGCCAAUCUCCCAUCUCGAACCGAAGGCGUCUCCUCAUCCCAAAAAAGUGUGGCUUUCCUUCUUGCUCGAUUCGCACGGUGCAACUGAUGGUUCGUAUCAGACUCCUGGUUGGUGGAACCUCAGCCGUUCCAUCAAGUCAGAAAAUGGGGCCGAAUUCCUAAAGCCAUCCAAGGCACGGGACGACAACCCAAAUCCGGAGAAAAUUGGAGGGUUUUCGAUCAGCGAGCAGAAGAGAGGACCACAGAACGAUCUACAAGCUCGUUUAUCUCGCAUGCUCUAUCGUGACCCAGUCGUACCAGCUCGCAAGGCAAAGAAGUAA